AUGAAAUGGAUGAUUGACGCAUCAUUUGCGGUGCAUCCAGAUUUCAAGAGCCAUACUGGCGGCACUCUGUCCUUUGGAGGAGGUGCAGCUCAAGUGAUGUCAAAGAAACAAAAGCUAAACAGCAGAAGCAGUACGGAAGCAGAACUGAUUGCUGUUGACAAUGUUGUCACGAUGAUACUAUGGAUGAAGUUGUUCAUGGAGUGGCAAGGGUAUCCGAUCGAGAAGAAUAUCUUGUAUCAGGAUAAUAAAAGCGCGAUUCUACUGGAACAGAAUGGUCGCAAUAGCAUGGGCAAAAGAAGCCGAGCUAUCAAGCCUUCUUGA
Cylindrotheca closterium is the source of this 321-nucleotide messenger RNA. Lineage: Eukaryota; Bacillariophyta; Bacillariophyceae; Bacillariales; Bacillariaceae. The record is from the annotation of a GenBank genome assembly.